Molecule: messenger RNA, 4283 nt
Organism: Dromiciops gliroides (monito del monte)
Lineage: Eukaryota; Metazoa; Chordata; Mammalia; Microbiotheria; Microbiotheriidae
Gene: STX3
Product: syntaxin 3
Exons: 11
Coding region: 779-1645 (288 amino acids)
Biological process (GO): intracellular protein transport; exocytic insertion of neurotransmitter receptor to postsynaptic membrane; synaptic vesicle fusion to presynaptic active zone membrane
Cellular component (GO): SNARE complex; presynaptic active zone membrane; postsynapse
Molecular function (GO): SNAP receptor activity; SNARE binding
Source: RefSeq, a predicted model, not a curated record
ACCUGGAUGGGCCUCAGUGUCCACAUAUGUAAAGUAAAGGCCUCAAAGAUCUUUCUGUUCGAAAUGGAUGAUCUUUGCCUUCUUCCAGUCUCUGAUGACCUUUCAGAUUUCUUCUUCCUCUCCCAGGAGAUCUGCUCUUUCUAGCUCCUAGGUGUUUCUUUCUUUCUCGGAUUGGUGGGAGGCCAGACGCAGGGGGGUCUCCUUCAUAGAGGUGGUAGCAGUAGAGCGAGAGGAGGAGGAAGAUGGUGAGGUUAAGGGAAUGGGAAGAGAAGAGGAGGAAAGGAGCAAAGGGAGGGGAGCAUGUAGGAGGCAGGGGGAGGAGAGACAAGAGUAGGGGGUCGAGGGAAUGCGGGCUGCGGUUGGCCCUUUAAGGAGGCCGAGCUGGGGGCGGUGCCCAGGUAGAAGGGGCGGGGCCCGGCCGGCCUCUCUGCUUCCUAGUGAGUCCCAGAGGAUUAGUAGGGCCAAGGCUCUGCGCCCGCCCGUCAGCCUGUGAGGGAUCAGGCUCGGGGGCGGAUUUAGACGGCGCUGUCCGAUCGGGCUCAGGCGGGAGAGGUGGGGAGCGGGCCGUCAGUCCCCGAUGGGACUCGGACGCUCCUCCUAGCGCACGGCCGUCGUCCACCUCCUCUUCCUUCACCUGCGGCCAACCUCGGGCGGCCACUUCCUGCAGCUCGCCCGGCUUGUGCUCACCUGGCUGAGCUCACCUGGGCGGUGCUCACCUGGGCCGCGCUCUAUUGCCCGCUGGCGCCGGGGAGGGGGCCCCUGGCGCUCCCCGGCCAAGAUGAAGGACCGGCUAGAGCAGCUGAAGGCUAAGCAAUUGACAGAAGAUGACGCCGAUGAGGUGGAAAUCGCCAUUGACAACACGGCCUUCAUGGAUGAAUUCUUUUCAGAGAUUGAGGAAACUCGGCUCAACAUCGACAAGAUCGCAGAGAACGUGGAAGGAGCUAAGAAACUUUACAGCGUCAUCCUCUCAGCCCCAAUCCCUGAACCAAAAACGAAGGAUGAUCUAGAACAGCUAACAGCGGAGAUUAAGAAAAUGGCCAACAACGUCCGGAACAAGCUAAAGAACAUGGAAAGGCACAUUGAACAAGAUGAGGUCCGGUCUUCGGCAGAUCUUCGGAUACGGAAAUCCCAGCACUCUGUCCUCUCCCGGAAAUUUGUGGAGGUGAUGACCAAGUACAAUGAAGCCCAAGUGGACUUCCGAGAACGCAGUAAAGGGCGAAUCCAGAGGCAAUUGGAAAUCACCGGCAAGAAAACCACAGACGAGGAAUUGGAAGAGAUGCUGGAGAGUGGGAACCCGGCCAUUUUCACUUCUGGGAUCAUCGACUCUCAGAUCUCUAAGCAAGCCCUCAGUGAGAUUGAAGGACGGCACAAGGACAUCGUCCGGCUCGAAAGCAGCAUCAAGGAACUACAUGACAUGUUCAUGGAUAUUGCCAUGCUCGUGGAAAACCAGGGGGAGAUGAUAGAUAACAUAGAACUGAAUGUGAUGCACACAGUGGACCAUGUGGAGAAGGCUCGUGAUGAGACCAAGAAGGCGGUGAAAUAUCGUAGUCAGGCCCGGAAGAAAAUGGUAAUUAUCAUUAUCAUAGUUGUGGUGGCACUGGGCAUUUUAGCUCUGAUCAUCGGGCUUUCCGUCGGGCUGAAAUAACAGCAGCUCCCGUUGACUGCUGGCACUGAACUUAACUCCUCCUUGCCCCUCACCUCCUUGGCCUGCUGCUGAGUCCUGUUGAUCCUCACCGACCACCUGUGCACUGACUGAUGCCUCCUCCCCUGCUUCUCCUAGAACCUGAUCCUAUCCCAGCUGGAUCCUUGCACCUCUUCCUUUGGACUGGAUAGGAGUUGUCUCUCAAAAGUCUCCAGAGAGUGAGCAGGACAUGUCCCCAGUUAACCUGAUCUUGGGUCUGGUUUGCCGUUUGCCCAGACCAGCUUGUCCUGAUCCAACCCAAAAUCUGUUUUUGGAUACUGUCCAGCUAAUCCACUCUCCAGCCCUGAAAUGCUUCCCAGGCCCACUUGCCUAAUCACCAAGCCUACUUUCCUGGAAUUUUAACAUGGGAGCCCCCUUCAGAUGCCUCCCAGGAUGCUGCUUUCUACCUCAUGAAAUACUUUUUUUCUCAGGAACGACAAUAAUUUUUUCUUUAUCAUCUAUUUCUUUAACAAAUGUUUAAGAAAACACAAAAGUGGAAAUCAGUCUCACCGCUGACUUUGGCCAGGAGAGGGCUUAAACCUGGGUCUCCACCAUUGGCAGAUCUUUGUAAUGCUCCCUAGGGACUGGAAUGAUGGGUAAUGGUAAGAAGGUACAGUCUUUUUGAAACUCAACUUUUGGCUCUUUACCCUCUAGGGAAGCCAAGAGGCCAAUGUUGACUUUUAAUUCCUUAGUGGAAAUGUCUAUGUUCUUAUGUGUGGCUGUUUACCGAAGGAGGAACUGUAUGACAUGAUCCUCUGAGGUCAUCAUUUGCCGAGGCCGAGCCCAUUCUUGGCUGUGUUUGGAAGUAUGUGUCUUGGAAACCAGCUGUUGUCUAGUGGGGAAGGUCAUGUAGCUCUCUGUCUAGUGACCAGCAAGAACUCAAAUAUAGGAAAACUGGCUUAUGGAGGAAGAGUGUGAGGCCUAAUCCUUAGUAAUAGCACAAGAUAAGGGUGGGGUUCAGGGCUUCUUGUGACUUGUUUUCCCUCUGUUGUUCCAGGUGCUUAGGAGUGGUUUCAAUGAUUCUUUAGAGAGAGAGAGAGAGAGAGAGAGAGAGAGAUAGAGAGAGAGAUAGAUUGAGUGUGAGUCUGGAACCUGGGGAGUAGAGAUUCUGGGUCUAACCUCUAGAAUUAGCUUGAGUAACUGCUUCAUGGGAGUGGAUGAGGGAACAACUAGCUCUUUAUGCAGCUUUGGGAGGAAGCCUGAUCAAAACACACUCUUCCUGAGGGCCGUUACCCGGAUGAAAAAUCGGGUGAAUCCCUGGUUUUGGACGUCAUCAUCUCAAGAUCACUCCGUGUCCAUUGGCUCACUUGCCUAGUGGACCCUCGUUCUCUUUUCUUUCUGGUGCACAGGUCCAGUUUGUGCUAAGGCUCACUAGAAAUUAAGGGACACUCAGGGUGACUGAGAAGAUCCUGUCUCCCAGGGAUCUGCUGACAGAGCCGCUUGGUUCAAAGUGGGGCUUUGACCAAAUGGCAUCUUCUUCUUACCAAAGAGGGUUUGGUUUCUCCCUCAUGGGGCCACCGGGGAGCGAAUGGCAUUGAAGAUCUUCUUUAGAGCGUUCUGAAGUAGGCACUUAGUGUGCAGAAGUCCUCAUGAAGCUGGUAUUGGAUUUAAGCCAACACAAGCUGGUUGAUUUCUCACCUGGUGCAUGAAGUUUGUCCCCAGGUUCCUUGCUCCUUUGUACCCCAGGUACAUGCCAUCCUUUGAUGACUUAACCCUCAGCCUUAAUGACUCCAAGGAUGGAGGCAGAUCUCUAAUAUAGUGCCUGUUUGCAGGGUCUGUUCUAAACACCCUUCGAUAUGUGGAGAGAGCCAUGGGGGGUGAAGCACUAUUGUUGCCCAAGGCUAUGAUGUCUGACAUUCAAGAGGUGAUUGACUCUGGUGCCAAGAAGGAACAAACUCCAGUUAUGUGGCCUCGGUCUCACAUGUGAGGCUGGGAAUUGUAUUGUGUGUCCAAAAGCAAAGGGUUUUUCGUCUGUUUUUUUUUUUAAUGAAACUUGAUUAUUUUAUUGUUAAUUUAAAUAAAUGAAUUUAUAUUGAUUGUGAGAAUGCCUUCUCUCUCCCUACCUUCUCCCAUGGAUGUUCAGUGAUGGGAAUUCCACUGUGAUUGAUGCUAUUUUCAGCUUUUGCUCAAAUCCUACAUGACAAAGCAGAUUGCUUGGGAAAUGGGGCCUGGUGCAAAAAGACUGGACAUGAAAUUAAAGUACUGCCUAGUGUAAGUUAACAGCCAAAUAUGAGGCACUCUCCUAGGUGCAGGGGAAUGCAGAGACUAAAUCACACACAAACCCUGUCCUCCAAGAGCUUGUGGUAUGGCUGCAGUGGGAAUAGAAAAGAGAGUUGGGGAUGUGAGAUACUUUGGAGUUUAGUCAACAGAUUUUGAGCCCGAGUGACCAGGUCAAUAGGGUUGUGUUAGCAUAAAUGGAGAAAUUAUGAGGGGGAGAGAUUUUUUAGCUGAGGUAUGACAUUUUGACAGUUGGUGGCAGGUCCUAGUAGAGCUAACAAGCAGUUGUUGGACUGAAGUAGGACUGACGUUCUGGGGAGAAAUUGAGAGAUUUGGGAGAUAGCUGUAUACAGGUGGUCAUUGCAGCCAUGGGAAUGGAAGAAAU